CGACGCGGCGAAUUUCCCGGCAGCUUUGGGCUGGUUCCACUAUGAUCUCCCGGCCUCCACGACAUCGCUGGAGUUCGCGUUCAACAACGGCAAUGGUGUCUGGGAUAACAACAACAACGCGAACUACAAGCUCAGUGGAGCCGGGACUUGGCAAGUGACGAGCUCCGUGAGUGCGCCACCAUCGACCGCAGUUCAGACGGCAUCCAGUGAUGGCACGGGGUUGCACGUCUUCUUCCAGACUGGUUGGGGGGCCCCGUACAUUCACUAUUCGACUGGAUCCACUUGGACUACAUCCCCGGGGAAGCUCAUGACUGCAAGCACCGAUCCGACGUACCCCGCUUCAGUUGGAUGGUUCCAGUACGACGUGGCCGUCCCGCAGGCGUCUCUCGAGUUCGUCUUCAACAACGGCAAUGGAGUCUGGGACAACAACAAGAACGCGAACUACGAGGCUACUAGCGCUGGCAAAUGGAUCGUCAUGAGCACAGUCAGUGUCCCGCCCGCGACGACGACGACGACAACGCCCACAACGGCGCCAGCCCCCCCCACUGCUACACCGAAACCGACCACUGCCAGCCCCACGCCAACGUCCACGGCUGCUCCAUCGCCGACUACUUCUGCGCCAACUCCAUCGGGAAGCUGCUACAAUUACAACGGACAGGACUCAUGCUCCAGCUCGACGCAGACAGAACUCCCAGCUAGCGACGACCAGAGGAAGUGGCAAACUCCGCCGCGCAACGCGAGCGGGUGGUCCACGGAUUACCAAGACUACAGAUCGCUGACUGGAUACGCUCAUGUUGUCUAUGGAGCUGCUCGCACUUCAGCCACCGUCACUGUUCGCACCUUCCUUCGAGUUGCAUCUGCCACCUGCUCGUUCACUUUCAACGGAGUGAAAUCGACGUCUGCGACGUAUCAAGUCACGAACGCGUUGAAAGACGACCUCAUCAUUGUAGUCACGUGCACUGACGGAACCGAUACAUGGACACUGGAGCUGGACCCCGUCAAUUUCGUCUGGCAGAACAACGCGGUAAACCAACCCAGCGGCAUGAAAGGAGGACAGAAGGGAGCCAUCGUCGAUCUCUUCGGUUGGCCGUACGAUGACAUCGCGCAGGAGUGCUCGGACUUCUUGGGCAAGGCUAGCUACAUGGGGGUGAAGAUCAAUCCGCCGCAGGAGUCUGUGUUGACAGAUGCAUGGCCCCAGAACGGUCAGCGGAACCCUUGGUAUUUCGUGUACCAGCCCGUGAGCUACCGUUUGUACUCGCGUCUCGGAACGAGAGCUCAGUUGCGGUCGAUGAUUCAAACAUGCCGGGCCAACGGAGUGCGAGUGUACGCCGAUGCCGUGGUGAACCACAUGUCUGGUGGAGGUAACGACGUGCUCUCGCAUCGCUACAGCAGCGGAGGUUCCUGUGUCACCUGGGGUGCCAAGUCCAGCGCGAAGCACUCGCCAUACUACACCCACAGCUACACUUACGGUGUCAACGAGUACACGAAGGCUCGCCCAGCGCUGGAGUUCCCCGCUGUGCCGUACGGACCUUCCGACUUUCACUGCGAACGCACAAUGAGUUCGUGGACUGACCCCCUGCAGCUCGAAACGGGAUGGCUCACUGGUCUGACGGAUCUGAACACCGAGAAGACAUACGUCCGUGAACGCAUCGCUCAAUACUUCGUGGAUCUGCUCGGCAUUGGCUUUAGUGGGCUUCGCUUGGACGCGCUGAAGCACAUCGGCCCUGUCGAUGCAGGUGCGAUCUACGGGCUUCUGAACACCUUCAUGGGCGGCAGCCUCCCCGACGACUUUAUCUCUUGGGGUGAGGUGAUUCUCGGAGGUGAAGCUAGUCUGUUGGCUUGCAAUGCAGACUCGGGCUACAACUUCUACAAAGGUCUCGACGCGCAGUAUGCUGCCAACGGUAUCUCGUCCACGGACAUCGCCAAGCUGAAGAUUUGGUCGUCGGACUACCCCAAAGAGUUCCCAAUUUGCGGUUCCUGGAUUCUGCCAUCGUCCCGCUUUGUGAUCCAGAACGAUGACCACGAUCAGCAAAACGAUGGCUCGUCGUCCCGCGACAUGGGUGAUGCUGGAUCGGUGCUCAUUAAGGACAAGGACGUCGCGAGGCACCGUUCGUUUGAGGUCAAGCUCUUCUCUCGCACGGACGCCGACUGGCAGAUCAAGGUUGUUCUGAGCUCGUACACGUGGUUCUCGAACGGCGCCGCUGGGUUCCCCGACGGCUACUCAGAUUGCAGUGGCUUCGACUCAUCUCAAGGCCAGAAAUGCACGGCCAGCGUACCUUACGAGAAAGCGUUCCGGGCUGGAUCCUGCGGCUACACGGUUGAGGGCUUCGCUGGAGGCAAGUACACUCGUGUACACCGUGACCUGUCGAUCGUGAACGCGAUGCGCAGCUGGAUCGGACUUUCGUCUGUCACGCUGGCGGGCCUCGGAAUCUCUGGGAGCUGCUAA
Molecule: messenger RNA, 2446 nt
Organism: Phytophthora sojae
Lineage: Eukaryota; Oomycota; Peronosporomycetes; Peronosporales; Peronosporaceae
Product: putative alpha amylase
Exons: 1
Coding region: 308-2446 (712 amino acids)
Biological process (GO): carbohydrate metabolic process
Molecular function (GO): starch binding; cation binding; alpha-amylase activity
Source: RefSeq, a predicted model, not a curated record